AUGAUUCGAGAUUGCUAUGACUUUGAUGUGUACCCAUGUGAGACCAAGUUGAUACAAGUGUGUAGUACCGUAGCGGGACGUGUCUCCCUGCCGCUUUUUCUUCCAACCAAUCAAUCGAUGGAUCAUGAUGGUCGCUCCUCAGAUGGUCUCCUGCCGUCCCCAGCCUCAUUGUGCCGCCCUUUGUACCUUCCCUACCCACCCCAUCGAGACACGCGAACACCCCUCUUAGACAACCAACAAGCUUUCGGCAGGGACCUUCAACCUGUCGUCCUUCUUGUCCUCCUUCUUCUUCUUCUUCUCCUUCUCCUUUUCCUUUUCCUCCCCCUCACCUCCACCAGUCGACCGACUAUACACCGACGACGAAGCCACCUUCGACGAUGUAGUAGAUCCUUCCUCAUCACUUCCCCCCUUCCCCUCCCUCUCUUCCUCUUCCUUCUCGUCCUCUGAAGAAGAUGUGGAAGACGAGAGAAGCGAUUUCGUAGUCGUAAUCAUGAUUUUGGGGAGGAUCGGCAGUGGUAUUUGUGUUUGUGUUUGUGUUGAGGUUUGUAGAAUCGACUCUACUUCUUCCUCUUCUUGUUCGCCAUCUCGUCUUUCAUCCCCGUUUCCCUUUUCUUCUCCACGUCGCUGUUCCUCUUGUUGUUUUUGUUGUUGUUCUUCUUCUUCUCCACCUCCCUGUUCCUGCUCUGUCGGUGCUGCUGGAACUACUUUUGGUUCAACUCGUGCUUCUUCUUCUCCAUCC
Molecule: messenger RNA, 739 nt
Organism: Periconia digitata
Lineage: Eukaryota; Fungi; Ascomycota; Dothideomycetes; Pleosporales; Periconiaceae
Source: the annotation of a GenBank genome assembly